Bufo gargarizans (Asiatic toad) is the source of this 5404-nucleotide messenger RNA. RefSeq names its product disco interacting protein 2 homolog C (gene DIP2C). The record is from RefSeq and is a predicted model, not a curated record. Lineage: Eukaryota; Metazoa; Chordata; Amphibia; Anura; Bufonidae. The coding region runs from base 433 to 5367 and encodes 1644 amino acids. The transcript has 41 exons.
GUGAGAGGGGGGAGAGCGCAGCUCUGACGGCGCACGGAGCGCAUGGCACUGCGUCUUUAAGGUGCACCGUCUGUAUGUGUGCCUGCCUGGCCGCGAGCCCCUCCCUCCUCUUCCUCUCCUCACUGGAAAGAGCGGCUCUCAGAGAAUGAUCUGCAGACCUGCCAGGGUGGGCUGCCCGUCUGCUGUGUACGCUCCGUGCAGCUAGGAGCCGGCCUGAUGCACCGCAGCCCCGGGCAGUGACAGAGAAGCCUCGGCACCUUCCAUCGCUGCAUACAAACUAAAAAGACACCCAUCAAAGGAGGGAGCAAAUCAGUGCAUUUCCUCUGCAGACCCCCUCCCUUCCCAUGCCUGGCUGAAGGAGAGCCUGACAAAGACAGAGCUGGGGGGAGACCUGAGUGCUGCUCGCUUGAACCCCAAUCUAAGAGCUGGAGGAUGGCUGACCGCAGCCUGGACAGUGUGUCCCUUCCCCUGGAGGUGAGAGCCAGGCUGGCCGAGCUGGAGCUGGAGCUGUCUGAAGGUCAUCCAUGUAUCUCGGGUCCCUCAGCAAUGAGAUGGCAUGGGAGGUCUUGGAAAACAGCAGCAUUAUGUGACAUCACACAGAAAGGUUAUGAAAAGAAAAGAUCGAAAUUAAUAGGAGCCUAUCUGCCUCAGCUCCAAGGGGUGGAUCAAGUACUACCGCCAGAACGUAGAACUCCCGUCACCCCUUCCUCUUCCUCUAGAUAUCAUCGCCGACGCUCCUCAGGCUCAAGAGAUGAACGCUAUCGAUCUGAUGUACAUACAGAAGCAGUCCAGGCAGCCCUCGCCAAACAUAAAGAAAGAAAAAUGGCUGUACCCAUGCCAUCGAAACGACGCUCUCUUGUGGUGCAAACGUCAAUGGAUGCAUACACCCCCCCAGAUACCUCUUCAGGGUCAGAGGAUGAAGGUUCAGUACAAGGGGACUCCCAGGGAACCCCCACCUCAAGCCAAGGAAGUAUAAACAUGGAGCACUGGAUUAGCCAAGCAAUCCAUGGGUCAACCACAUCAACCACUUCUUCCUCUUCAACCCAGAGCGGGGGCAGCAGUGCCGCGCACCGAUUAGCAGAUGUCAUGGCCCAGACACACAUAGGAAAUAGGAGGACAGAUGGACAGUACCACAUUGUGCAUUCCAUCAAGGAACACUUUCAAAAUGAGUCUUGUGACAAAAGCGGUCGCGGCUUUUUCUUAACGUCAAACGGACAGAAUCAGGCGAGUGCUAAAGGUGCUUCUUGCCAUUGGCAAAGCACACCUAAAAAUGAAAACCAUUCAGCCCCUCCAGAUGUUACCACAUACACCUCAGAGCACUCCAUACAAGUAGAAAGACCACAGGGAUCAACAUCGCGGGCAACCUCCAAAUAUGGUAACGCCGAACUUAUGGAAACGGGAGAUGGGGUUCCUGUAAGCAGUAGAGUGUCCGCAAAAAUCCAGCAACUUGUCAACACAUUAAAAAGACCCAAACGGCCACCAUUACGAGAAUUUUUCGUUGACGAUUUUGAGGAGUUAUUGGAAGUCCAACAGCCAGACCCAAACCAGCCAAAACCAGAGGGAGCACAGAUGUUAGCCAUGCGAGGAGAGCAGCUGGGAGUAGUCACAAACUGGCCGCCUUCAUUAGAAGCAGCACUACAGCGAUGGGGAACCAUAUCACCUAAAGCGCCCUGCCUUACCACUAUGGAUACAAAUGGAAAACCACUCUACAUACUGACAUAUGGAAAACUAUGGACCAGAAGUAUGAAGGUUGCCUACAAUAUACUGCAUAAACUGGGAACUAAGCAGGAGCCGAUGGUCAGGCCUGGAGACAGGGUGGCCCUCGUUUUUCCAAAUAAUGACCCUGCUGCGUUUAUGGUAGCGUUUUAUGGCUGUCUAUUAGCUGAAGUUGUUCCCGUUCCCAUUGAAGUUCCACUUACAAGGAAGGAUGCAGGAAGCCAGCAGAUUGGUUUUUUGCUAGGAAGCUGUGGGGUUACUGUGGCCUUGACUAGUGAUGCCUGUCAUAAAGGACUGCCAAAGAGUCCUACGGGGGAGAUACCACAAUUUAAAGGUUGGCCAAAGUUGCUUUGGUUUGUCACAGAAUCUAAACACCUAUCCAAGCCUCCUCGUGAUUGGUUUCCACAUAUCAAAGAUGCAAAUAAUGACACUGCCUACAUAGAGUAUAAAACGUGUAAAGAUGGCAGCGUGCUAGGAGUGACGGUGACGAGAAUAGCGCUCCUCACACAUUGCCAGGCCCUCACACAAGCCUGUGGAUACACGGAAGCGGAAACCAUUGUGAAUGUUCUGGAUUUCAAGAAAGACGUGGGGCUUUGGCACGGAAUCCUGACGAGUGUCAUGAACAUGAUGCACGUCAUCAGCAUCCCGUACUCGCUCAUGAAAGUCAAUCCCUUGUCCUGGAUCCAGAAAGUUUGCCAGUACAAAGCAAAAGUUGCGUGCGUGAAGUCAAGAGACAUGCACUGGGCCCUGGUUGCCCAUCGGGAUCAGAGAGACAUUAACCUCUCCUCGUUACGCAUGUUGAUUGUGGCUGAUGGAGCAAAUCCCUGGUCCAUUUCUUCUUGUGACGCUUUCCUCAAUGUCUUCCAAAGUAAGGGCCUGCGGCAAGAAGUCAUUUGUCCAUGUGCCAGUUCACCAGAGGCUCUUACUGUGGCCAUAAGGAGGCCGACUGAUGACAGCAACCAGCCUCCAGGAAGAGGGGUGUUAUCAAUGCAAGGACUCACCCACGGAGUCAUCAGGGUGGACUCAGAAGAAAAGCUGUCUGUUCUCACCGUGCAAGAUGUCGGGACAGUGAUGCCUGGUGCUAUUAUGUGCUCGGUGAAGCCUGAUGGGAUUCCACAGCUAUGUCGGACGGAUGAAAUAGGGGAGCUGUGUGUGUGCGCGCUCGCUACAGGCACAUCCUAUUAUGGUCUGUCCGGUAUGACCAAGAACACCUUUGAGGUUUUCCCAAUGACCAGCUCAGGAGCACCAAUAAGUGAAUAUCCAUUCAUAAGGACUGGCCUUCUUGGAUUUAUCGGACCAGCUGGGCUGGUCUUUGUUGUGGGAAAAAUGGACGGCCUGAUGGUUGUGAGUGGACGGAGACACAAUGCUGAUGACAUCGUAGCAACGGCACUAGCAGUGGAACCAAUGAAAUUUGUCUACAGAGGAAGGAUAGCCGUCUUUUCUGUGAAUGUCCUGCACGAUGAGAGGAUAGUUAUUGUUGCGGAGCAGAGGCCGGACUCCACAGAGGAGGACAGCUUCCAGUGGAUGAGCAGAGUUCUUCAGGCAAUUGAUAGUAUACAUCAAGUUGGAGUCUACUGUCUAGCUCUAGUACCAGCAAACACACUUCCCAAAACCCCUUUAGGUGGCAUUCACCUGUCGGAGACCAAGCAACUGUUCCUCGAGGGGUCACUCCAUCCGUGCAAUGUGCUCAUGUGUCCUCACACGUGUGUGACGAACCUUCCUAAACCAAGACAGAAACAGCCAGAAAUUGGCCCUGCCUCUGUGAUGGUGGGGAACCUGGUCUCUGGUAAGAGGAUCGCACAGGCCAGUGGAAGGGAUCUGGGACAGCUAGAAGACAAUGAUCAGGCCAGGAAGUUCUUAUUUUUGUCUGAAGUUCUGCAAUGGAGAGCUCAAACGACUCCCGAUCAUGUGCUUUAUACAUUAUUAAACUCAAGGGGAACAAUAGCCAGCUCUCUGACCUGUAGCCAGUUACAUAAACGGGCUGAGAAAAUUGCAGUAAUGUUGAUGGAAAGGGGACACUUACAAGAUGGAGAUCAUGUGGCUCUUGUGUAUCCUCCAGGAAUAGAUCUGAUUGCAGCAUUUUAUGGCUGCCUUUAUGCUGGUUGUGUGCCAAUAACAGUGCGACCGCCACACCCACAGAACAUUGCAACAACACUGCCUACGGUGAAGAUGAUUGUUGAGGUGAGUCGUUCCGCCUGCCUAAUGACUACGCAACUCAUUUGUAAACUGUUACGGUCAAGGGAAGCAGCAGCAGCCGUGGAUAUUAGAACGUGGCCUCCCAUCCUGGAUACUGAUGACUUGCCAAAGAAAAGACCAUCCCAAAUCUACAAACCCUCAGACCCGGAGACAUUGGCUUACCUUGAUUUUAGUGUAUCUACAACUGGAAUGCUUGCUGGGGUAAAGAUGUCCCAUGCAGCCACUAGUGCCUUCUGUCGAUCCAUUAAACUUCAGUGUGAGCUCUAUCCUUCCAGAGAGGUGGCUAUUUGUCUGGAUCCUUACUGUGGACUGGGCUUUGUCCUAUGGUGCCUCUGUAGCGUAUAUUCAGGACACCAGUCUAUUCUGAUUCCUCCCUCAGAGCUGGAGAUCAAUCCUGCCUUGUGGCUUCUCGCUGUGAGUCAGUACAAAGUGAGAGACACAUUUUGUUCCUACUCUGUAAUGGAGCUUUGUACCAAGGGACUUGGCUUGCAGACUGAAUCCCUAAAGGCAAGGGGCUUGGACCUCUCUAGAGUACGAACAUGCGUGGUAGUGGCUGAGGAGCGCCCUCGUAUCUCUCUAACACAAUCAUUCUCCAAAUUAUUUAAAGACCUUGGUCUGCACCCAAGGGCCGUAAGCACAUCAUUUGGCUGCCGUGUUAACCUAGCCAUAUGUUUACAGCCGCACAGGCUGGGGAAACUGACUGAGCAGGGAACAUCCGGACCAGAUCCAACAACUGUGUAUGUGGAUAUGAGAGCAUUACGACAUGACCGGGUCCGUUUGGUAGAAAGAGGAUCUCCACACAGUUUGCCUCUCAUGGAAUCAGGAAAAAUCCUUCCAGGUGUUCGAAUCAUAAUUGCAAAUCCAGAAACAAAGGGACCACUGGGAGACUCUCAUCUUGGUGAGAUUUGGGUUCACAGCGCUCACAAUGCCAGCGGAUACUUCACAAUUUAUGGAGAUGAGUCCUUGCAGUCUGAUCACUUUAGUUCGAGGCUUAGCUUUGGAGACACGCAAACUGUCUGGGCAAGAACGGGUUACCUGGGAUUCUUAAGAAGAACGGAGUUAACGGAUGCAAAUGGUGAACGACAUGAUGCUCUUUAUGUGGUUGGGGCGCUGGAUGAAGCAAUGGAGCUACGAGGGAUGAGAUAUCACCCGAUUGAUAUAGAAACAUCGGUGAUUAGAGCCCACAAGAGUGUUACAGAAUGUGCUGUCUUUACCUGGACAAAUUUGUUGGUCGUCGUUGUAGAACUUGAUGGCUCUGAACAAGAAGCCUUGGAUCUGGUACCACUAGUCACCAACGUGAUAUUGGAGGAACAUUAUCUUAUUGUAGGCGUGGUCGUAGUGGUGGACAUUGGUGUCAUUCCUAUCAACUCCCGUGGAGAGAAACAGCGUAUGCACCUGCGAGAUGGGUUUUUGGCAGAUCAGCUGGACCCCAUAUAUGUGGCCUACAACAUGUAGUCUUGUAAUUAUAAAGGCUUCCAUGGACUUCACAAUA